UGGGGCCCCCGGCGCCGACACCCGCUGCUGCCGCUGCUGCUGCCGCUGCUGCUACUGCUGCUGCCGCCGCCACCCAGGGUCGGGGGCUUCAACUUAGACGCGGAGGCCCCAACAGUGCUCUCUGGGCCCCCGGGCUCCUUCUUUGGCUUCUCGGUGGAGUUUUACCGGCCGGGGACAAACGGGGUCAGUGUGCUGGUGGGAGCACCCAAGGCUAACACCAGCCAGCCAGGAGUGCUGCAGGGUGGUGCUGUCUACCUCUGUCCCUGGGGCACCAGCCUGGCACAGUGCACCCCUAUUGAGUUUGACAGCAAAGGAUCUCGGAUCCUGGAGUCCUCACUCUCCAUCCCAGAGGGAGAGGAACCUGUGGAGUACAAGUCCUUGCAGUGGUUUGGAGCAACAGUUCGAGCCCAUGGCUCCUCCAUCUUGGCCUGCGCUCCACUGUAUAGCUGGCGCACGGAGAAGGAGCCUCUGAGCGAUCCCGUGGGCACCUGCUACCUCUCCACAGACAACUUCACCCGAAUCCUAGAGUACGCACCUUGCCGCUCAGAUUUCAGCUGGGCAGCGGGACAGGGUUACUGCCAAGGGGGCUUCAGUGCCGAGUUUACCAAGACUGGACGUGUGGUCCUGGGUGGACCAGGGAGUUAUUUCUGGCAAGGCCAAAUCCUGUCCGCCACCCAGGAGCAGAUUGCAGAAUCCUAUUACCCCGAGUACCUGAUCAACCUCGUUCAGGGGCAGCUGCAGACUCGCCAGGCCAGCUCCAUCUAUGAUGACAGCUAUCUGGGUUACUCUGUGGCCGUGGGUGAAUUCAGUGGUGAUGACACAGAAGACUUUGUUGCUGGAGUGCCCAAAGGGAACCUCACCUAUGGUUAUGUCACCAUCCUUAAUGGCUCAGAUAUUCGAUCCCUCUACAACUUCUCAGGGGAACAGAUGGCCUCCUACUUUGGCUAUGCAGUGGCUGUCUCAGAUAUCAAUGGAGAUGGGCUGGAUGACUUGCUGGUGGGGGCUCCGUUGCUGAUGGAGAGGACAGCAGAUGGGCGGCCUCAGGAGGUAGGCAGGGUCUAUGUCUACCUGCAGCAGCCAACAGGCAUGGAGCCCACACCCACCCUCACCCUCACUGGCCAUGAUGAGUUUGGCCGAUUUGGAAGCUCCUUGACACCCCUGGGGGACCUGGACCGGGAUGGCUACGGUGAUGUGGCCAUUGGGGCUCCCUUUGGUGGGGAGACACAGCAAGGAGUGGUGUUUGUGUUCCCUGGGGGCGUAGGGGGCCUGGGCUCUAAGCCUUCCCAGGUUCUGCUGCCCCUAUGGGCAGCUGGCCACACGCCACACUUUUUUGGCUCCGCCCUUCGAGGAGGCCGAGACUUGGAUGGCAACGGAUACCCUGAUCUGAUCGUGGGAUCCUUUGGUGUGGACAAGGCUGUGGUGUACAGGGGUCGCCCCAUCGUGUCUGCCAGUGCCUCCCUCACCAUCUUCCCCGCUAUGUUCAACCCAGAGGAGCGAAGCUGCAGCUUGGAGGGAAACCCUGUGGCUUGCAUCAACCUUAGCUUCUGCCUCAAUGCCUCUGGAAAACACGUUCCUGACUCCAUCGGCUUCACGGUGGAGCUCCAGCUGGACUGGCAGAAGCAGAAGGGAGGAAUACGGCGAGCGCUCUUCCUAGCCUCCAGACAGGCAACCCUGACCCAGACCCUGCUCAUCCAGAACGGGGCUCGGGAGGAUUGCAGGGAGAUGAAGAUCUACCUCAGGAAUGAGUCAGAGUUCCGAGACAAACUCUCCCCAAUUCACAUCGCCCUCAACUUCUCCCUGGACCCCCAAGCCCCUGUGGACAGCCAUGGCCUCCAGCCAGUCUUACAUUACCAGAGCAAGAGCCGCAUAGAGGACAAGGCUCAGAUCCUGCUGGACUGUGGAGAAGACAACAUCUGUGUGCCGGACUUACAGCUGGAAGUGUUUGGGGAGCAGAACCACGUGUACCUGGGUGACAAGAACUCUCUGAACUUAACUUUCCACGCCCAGAAUGUGGGUGAAGGUGGCGCCUAUGAGGCUGAGCUUCGGGUCACAGCUCCUCCGGAAGCUGAGUACUCAGGACUCGUCAGACACCCAGGGAACUUCUCCAGCCUGAGCUGCGACUACUUUGCGGUGAACCAGAGCCGCCUACUGGUGUGUGACCUGGGCAACCCCAUGAAGGCAGGAGCUAGUCUCUGGGGUGGCCUUCGGUUCACAGUCCCUCACCUCCGGGACACAAAGAAAACGAUCCAAUUUGACUUCCAGAUCCUCAGCAAGAAUCUCAACAACUCGCAGAGUGAAGUGGUUUCCUUCCGGCUCUCAGUGGAAGCUCAGGCCCAGGUCUCCCUUAACGGUGUCUCCAAGCCUGAAGCAGUGCUAUUCCCAGUGAGCGACUGGCACCCCCAAGACAAGCCUCAGAAGGAGGGGGACGUGGGCCCCGCUGUACACCACGUCUAUGAGCUCAUCAACCUGGGCCCCAGCUCCAUUAGCCGGGGCGUGCUAGAGCUCAGCUGCCCCAAGACUCUGGAAGGGCAGCAGCUCCUCUACAUGACCAAGUUUACAGGACUCAGCAAUUGUACUGCCAGUCACCUCCCCAACUCAGAGCACCUGGAGUUGGAUCCCGAGGGUUCCCAGAACCACAGGCUGCAAAGACGAGAAGCUCCAGGUCAGAGCCCUGCUUCCUCAUGGCCUCAGAUCCUGAAAUGCCCAGAGGUGGAGUGUUUCAGGCUGCGCUGUGAGCUCGGGCCACUCCAUCGGCAAGAGAGCAGAAGUCUGCAACUGCAUUUCCGAGUUGGGGCCAAGACCUUCCUGCAGCGGGAGCACCAGCCAUUUAGCCUGCAAUGCGAAGCUGUGUACGAAGCCCUGAAGAUGCCUUACCGAAUCCUGCCUCGGCAACUUCCCCGAAAGGAACUUCAGGUGGCCACAGCUGUGCAGUGGACCAAGGCAGAAGGCAGCCACGGUGUCCCACUGUGGAUUAUUAUCCUAGCCAUCCUCAUUGGCCUCCUACUCCUAGGUCUGCUCAUCUACAUCCUCUACAAGCUCGGAUUCUUCAAACGCUCCCUCCCAUAUGGCACCGCCAUGGAAAAGGCUCAGCUCAAGCCUCCAGCCACCUCUGAUGCCUGACGUUUCUCGAACACAGACUCCCAACCCUGAAGGCCCAGUCUCCCCACCCUCAGUCUGCUGACGAGGAGGGGGCUGAGUGCUUCCUGAAGGUGCUGAGGGCCAGGGAGAAGCUCCUCUCCCCAGCCCAGAGACAUACUUGAAGGGCCAGAGCCGGGAGGUGAGGAGCUGGGGAUCCACACUCCCAUGCACUGUGAAGGACCCUCGUUUACACAUGCCCUCCUCAUGGAUGGGGGAAUUCAGAUCCAGGGACAGAGGCCCCAGCCUCCCUGCAGCCUUUGCAUUUUGGAAAUAGUUUCCUGAAAACAACUUGGAACCAGAACUGGGGAAUCCAAUCCCAGUCCUCUGGGCCAGACUUCCCACCAGGACUUUCUGUCCAGCUCCAGCCUGCAAAGAUCUGUCCUCCACUUUGCCAGAGAUCCACAGGAAGCCUCCAGUGAAGAACCUGGAACCUGGGGAGUGAAACCUGGCAGCUCUGAACAGCCUCACCCUGGUGGGCCAAUAAAAAACACUAACCGUGGAUGGUGCCCCAGGACCAGCUCAGGACAGAUCCCAAACAAGGAUCGACACUGGCCCAGAACCAGCUCCAAGGUUGAAUCAGAACUCUACUGGGUCCAGAUCGAACCUGGGGCCUGAGAUAGAUCUGGGACCCUGACUCAGACUUUGGUAACCUAACCAGGCAAUCCAGGACUACAUUUGAGCCUGCUCCAGACCUGGGCUUGGAGGCCCAAUCCACCUCUGACUCGGGAGAAGUCAGGAAUUGCCCAGGACCUGAAGGGGCCAUGAUGGCAACACAUCUGGAACCUCAGCCUGGCCAAAGGCAGGCCCUCCCAGUCCCCUGGAGAAAGGGGAGCCCACUGUCCUGGGCCUGCAGGAUUUGGGUUCUGCCCUCCAGCUGCACUGACGCUGCCCUUCCUCUCCCUGCCCAACCCUUCCCUCACCUCAGCUCCGGACACCCGGGACUUAUUUAAACUCUGUUGCAAGUGCAAUAAACCCGGCCCGGUGCUCCCACUGACCAGAGCUGGAAUCUGUCCUACCCCACUCCUUCCACACCCAUCCUGGAACCAGACGGCCUGGUGGGUAGGAAAAGCCUAUGUAGGUCUUCACAGCUUCUUUCCACUGAGAGCCAGGAUUAUGACCCCCAGGAACUCUGGAACUCGAUUUUGGAUUCCUUUCUCUUAGGUGAAAGAGAAGAUAGAAAGAGUGAAAGGAGGGUUUGACUCCUUUCACCCAGCCCUAUCAGAUCUGGUCUCCAACACCUCCAAGAGAGAAUGGAAAGAAAUCUCUUCUCUUUGAAAAAUAGGAAAGAAUGCAAAGGGAGAGGUCCAGGUUGAAGGUGAGGGAAGAUGAUCCAGAAGACUCACCUGGGCUUCCCUAAAUCAGGAUAAUGAAAUAAGUUGAGAGAAAAAGCCACUAAACUAAAUCAGAAGAAAUCA
Pteropus alecto (black flying fox) is the source of this 4553-nucleotide messenger RNA. RefSeq names its product integrin subunit alpha 5 (gene ITGA5). Gene Ontology annotation, molecular function: integrin binding. Gene Ontology annotation, biological process: angiogenesis; cell adhesion mediated by integrin; cell-cell adhesion. The annotation marks the transcript as partial. NCBI's taxonomy places the organism in Eukaryota, Metazoa, Chordata, Mammalia, Chiroptera, Pteropodidae. Gene Ontology annotation, cellular component: integrin complex; external side of plasma membrane. The record is from RefSeq and is a predicted model, not a curated record. The transcript has 30 exons.